AAGGCGCGGCGACGCUGGCCAUGUUGUGAAUGAGCGGACGGGAUGACGUCAGCGGACGACUGUCAACAAUGUGGGCGUUCCAGUCAAGUGUAACACCACACAGCAGCACGCCGUGCACAGCAGCGGACUGCACAAUCACGGUCGUAUCGUGUACCGGGACUUCAUAAUCGCGAGGACAAGUAUCAGGCGGGAGGAUACAAUGUGAGAAAACUUAUAUGCCGGAUCGAGCAAGAAGGCAGCAAAAAAGGGCGUGAGCGGAAUGUCCGUGGAUGAGAAGCCUGAAGCCCCCAUGUAUGUGUAUGAGUCGACGGUUCAUUGUACCAAUAUCCUCCUCUGCCUCAACGACCAGCGGAAGCAGGACAUCCUGUGCGAUGUGACAGUCCUGGUGGAGGGCAAGGAGUUUCGCGGGCACCGGGCUGUGCUGGCCGCCUGCAGCGAGUAUUUCCUGCAGGUGUUGGGAGGACAGACCGAGAAUGGCUUGGUGGUCACCCUUCCUGAGGAGGUCACUGCUGAAGGCUUCGCCCCAUUGUUGCAGUUUGCCUACACGGCUAAACUGUUACUCAGCAGAGAAAACAUUCAGGAGGUCAUUCGCUGUGCCAAAUUCCUGCGGAUGCACAACCUAGAGGACUCAUGCUUUCGUUUCCUUGAAGCUCAGUUGCGUAGUGAAAAGGACAGCUUGCUGCAAGGCCACAAGGUGGCUGCCGAUGCCAUCAAUUUAGAGGAUGAGAGCAUGCAGUCAGAGGCCGAAAUACCCUCCUCCCCGAGGAUGCAACAAUGUGCUGACAGUCUCUCCUCAUUUCAACCUCCUGGCGAUGAUCGUCUAGCAAUGACGAUACCUAGUAGCUUCAUAGAUGGUCGGUUGGACUUUGAUCGAAACAGAGGAUCGGACCUGCCGCGAUGCCCCAAGUACAGGAAAUAUCAGUGGGCUUGCAACAAGCACAAUAACGACUUCUCCUCACACAGUGGUACCUCAGGUUUUCCAAGCACAAUAAAAGAGAGCAGCAUGGGUGGGGAAGUAAGCAGUCGGGACAGGCGGACUUUGGCACAAAUCAAAGUCGAACCGCGGGCAGACGAAGAGGCCAUCUCAUUGUGCCUGUCGGGGGAUGAACAGGACUUCCGGAAAAAGGACAAUGUGACAGCCAUGGAGAUGGAUAAUCCCAGGUCUGUGGAAAGAAUCAAGAGAACCAAGUCCCCUUCCUGCCUCAAAGCCUUCUUCCAGAAAGGAGUAGACCUUCCCAAUCUGCCCAAUACAUCACAGCAGCUUUUUGCCAACCUUAUCGGCUGCCCCCAGGACAAAGUUAACACUCAGGGAGAAUGUAAAGUUUUUACUGGGAAGCUGGGUCUGUCUUUAAUAUCCCCAAAUGAGAAGGACAGUUUCCCCGCCAGCAUGUCCCUUAAGUCCUCUUCCUGUGAUGAAAUCUGCAAACAGGAAGUUGAGCUGGAUCGUCGAAGUGUCAUAUUUUCCUCAGGAGCCUGCAAUCGUGUCGGAACCCCAGCCCAUUCCUACCCUGGUGGGAAUUCUUUGGAGGUGGAACUCUCCGAGCACAUGCCAAAGGGAAUGUGGCCUGGAGCCAGCCAGUCCCUCCCGACCUCGCAGGCCUUUUGCCCCAGUACCACCUCCACCGACCCCCAACUAUUGUGUCGCCCACGGCCAAACACCAGCUGCCCAGUUCCAAUAAAAGUGUGCCCACGCUCACCACCUUGCGAGACUCGCACCCGGACGUCCAGCUCCUGUUCCUCAUACUCGUAUGCAGAGGAUGGCAGCGGAGGUUCUCCCUGCAGCUUGCCUCAAUUUGAGUUUUCUUCCUCCCCUUGCUCCAACAUGGCCCGGUGUGUCAAUGUGGAUCAACAGGAGCAAAGUGGAGGGGACGCCCUUUUUAACCAAGUGCAGCCCAAGAUCAAAUGUGAGCAGUCCUACGGCACCAAUUCAAGCGACGAGUCGGGUUCUUUUUCAGAGGGAGACAGCGAGUCCUGUGCUGCACAAGAACAUAGCCAAGAGGUGAAGCUCCCUUUUCCUGUUAAUCAAAUUACAAAUCUGCCAAGGAAUGACUUCCAGAUGUUGGUGAAAAUGCACAAACUGACCUCAGAGCAGCUGGAGUUCAUCCACGAUGUGAGGCGAAGAAGCAAGAACCGUAUCGCUGCACAACGCUGCCGCAAGAGAAAGCUCGACUGCAUCUUGAACCUUGAGUGUGAGAUUAGAAAACUGGUGUGUGAAAAGGAAAAGCUUCUCACAGAGAGGAACCAGCUGAAGGCUUGUAUGGGAGAGCUAUGGGAAAAUUUCUCAUGUCUGUCGCAGGAGGUGUCCAAGGAUGUCCAGGUGAGCCCUGAACAGGUUCAGUCUUUGCACCACUUCUGUCCGGUUCUACGAGCCACCAAUUCCACUGCCAGCAACAAUGCUGCCUUUGACCCCAAGCCUUCUAGCAGAACCAACACUUCCAGCAUCGAUCUCACUGCCCAUUCGGACUUUCCUGAUUCCAACUUGUACGGUUCUCCCGGGCCUUUGGAGAGUGAAUCCGGCCCGGCCGUCAGAAACGGUGCGGACAAAGAUGUGAACAGCCAAGACCCCGUCUCAUACACGGAAAAUCCCAACCAGACGGUAACGGUGGAUUUUUGCCAGGAAAUGACGGAAAAAUGUACAACUGACGAGCAGCCACGGAAGGACUCGACAAAGUAGUUUGUUUGUUUUUCUAUUAUUUAAUUGUACUCUUCCGACAAACCCUGUUUCUCAGGGUUGCUGAGGUGGCCAGCCUCUGCCAGUUUUCACUGAAAAAAACAAUCUUUGUAAGUAUUUAUGUUUUUCAAGAUGUCUUCUUGUUGAAAGGUCAACACAAGAGUUGUCUUAACAGCAGCAAUACUGUUCUCAAGGUAUUCUCCUCCAACCACAUGUGGGGGAACCUCUCACCAAAUCCUUAACAAUGGUGCUAUUACUGGCCCCAGCAGCAUCUUCUUCAGUCACAACAAGUUGAACCUCA
Nerophis lumbriciformis (worm pipefish) is the source of this 2972-nucleotide messenger RNA. NCBI's taxonomy places the organism in Eukaryota, Metazoa, Chordata, Actinopteri, Syngnathiformes, Syngnathidae. The record is from RefSeq and is a predicted model, not a curated record.